Helianthus annuus (common sunflower) is the source of this 1236-nucleotide messenger RNA. RefSeq names its product V-type proton ATPase subunit D. The record is from RefSeq and is a predicted model, not a curated record. Lineage: Eukaryota; Viridiplantae; Streptophyta; Magnoliopsida; Asterales; Asteraceae. Gene Ontology annotation, molecular function: proton-transporting ATPase activity, rotational mechanism. The transcript is spliced from 2 exons. Bases 183 to 965 code for a protein of 260 amino acids. Gene Ontology annotation, cellular component: proton-transporting V-type ATPase complex; vacuolar membrane.
UUCGCAUUAUAUAAAAAGACGUGGCCCAUUCAACAUAAAACAAAAAUAAUAAUAAUAAAAAUAAUUCUUCCUGGCGAUCAUCGUUUCGUCAGGUGUGUAUGAUCGAAUCAUCUUCAUCGCUAUUAUCAAGCGCUAGCAGCAGUAUCUGAUCAUCAUCAACAAAUUUACGUAUAUUCAACAAGAUGUCUGGCCAGGGCCAGCGUUUGAAUGUGGUCCCCACCGUUACCGUUCUUGCAGUCAUCAAGGCUCGUCUUAUCGGCGCAACCAGAGGCCACGCUCUUCUAAAGAAAAAAAGUGAUGCUUUAACCGUUCAAUUUCGAGCCAUUCUAAAAAAAAUCGUCGCAACAAAAGAAUCAAUGGGAAACAUCAUGAAAUCAUCUUCAUUUGCCUUAACCGAAGCAAAAUACGUAGCCGGUGACAACAUUAAAUACACCGUCAUCGAAAACGUCAAAACUGCAUCUUUGAAAGUCCGGUCCCGUACCGAAAACGUUGCAGGUGUAAAACUGCCGAAGUUCGAGUACUUCACUGAAGCCGAGACCAAAAACGAGUUGACCGGGUUAGCAAGAGGCGGUCAACAGGUCCAAGGGUGUAAAACUGCUUACGUGAAAGCAAUCGAGGUUCUUGUGGAGCUUGCGUCGCUUCAAACAUCGUUCUUGACCCUUGAUGAAGCAAUCAAGACCACUAACCGCAGGGUCAACGCUCUAGAAAGCGUGGUCAAACCGAGGUUAGAAAACACCAUAAGCUAUAUCCGAGGUGAGCUCGAUGAACUGGAGAGAGAAGAUUUCUUUAGGUUGAAGAAGAUUCAAGCUUUCAAGAAACGAGAGAUUGAAAAACAGAUGAAAGAAUCUAAAAAGUUUGCUGAAGAACAAGCUGCCGAGAAUCUUUCGUUACAAAGAGGAAUCUCCGUGAAUGCUGCGAGUAACAUGCUUUCUGCUGCUAAGAAAGAUGAAGACAUCAUCUUUUGAAGUGGAGGUUAGUUUUUAAUUAUAUGCGACAUAUAUACGUGCUAUCUAUAUAUGUCUGCUGAAAGAAGUUUAUUUUGGUUAGAUGAACCGUAUCUACUUUUUCAAUAAAAGCUUCGUGUGUGCAGCUAUCGUUAUAUUUGGGUGCCGUUUUAUUUUUUUAAAUUUGGAUUCCAGGAACUCGUUCUUUUGUUUAUUUGUAUCAUGUUAUUCAUUGGGCGUUGAAGUACUCUUUAAGUUAUAAAUCAUAAAUCUUAAUCGUGCUGUUGUUUUC